AUGGAUGAAAGUUCAGAGAGCGGCGCGUUAGCUCAUCUUCCCGAUCAAGAAAUUCCAUGUAAUCAAGACCCAAUCCCCAUCCCGCUACUACGCACCACUCAGCUGCUCUUCAACAGCCGGAAUGACCCUGUGGCAAGAGCCAAAGAACUCUUCCGUCUCUAUGGCCCUCCUCCUGAUGAUGCUCCCUUCACUUUUCAACUCCCACGGUGGCCCAUGGAAUGCCAGGUGUUACCAGAGAGGAUUUGCCAUGCUGAUUUGCCACCAUACCAGCCAGAGUUAUUCUAUGUUGCCAGUGGGUAUGAGCCAAGGCCUCAGCCUGUUGGGGAAGAUGAAGGCAUUGUAGUUUAUCAGUAUCUCCCCACUUGUGCUGUCAACUAUUUUUGUCGCUCCAGUGUUGAUGGUCGAGGAGUCUUAGAUGAUCAAGUCCUUCCUCCUCUUCCUCCACCAUUGACAAGAUCUAAUACCCUGAGAUUUGAGUCCCGCUUUGAGAGUGGGAAUUUAGCAAAAGCCAUUCGUAUCAGUGAAUGCUUCUAUGAACUCCAUCUACGGGCAGACUUGUACACCUGCCGGCAUUGCCAAUGGUUUUACUUUCGUUUGGAAAACAUGCGCUCAGACCUUGUUUAUAGAUUCUCUAUAGUGAAUCUAUCAAAAAGAGACAGCCUCUACAACCAUGGGAUGCAGCCACUUCUCUAUUCUGAGAAGGACUUUGUGAUCCGAGAGGUUGGAUGGCAGCGUUGUGGUUACAAUAUUGCCUACUUUCGAAACAACAGCUGUGAAGAUGAUGAUGAUGAUGUCUGUGAUACAUUCACCUUGACCUUCAACAUGAAGUUUCCUCAUGAUGAUGAUACAGUGUAUUUGGCCCACUGCUACCCAUACUCCUACUCACAGCUCCAGGAAUUCCUCUCAGCUGUCCAAAAUGAUGUAGUUCGCUCUACAUUCUGCAAGCAGCGUGUUUUCUGUCAAUCUCAAGCUGGAAACCAAGUUUAUAUUCUUACCAUCACAGACAGAAAUCUUCAAAUCAUGGAUGAGAAGAAGCCAGUUGUGCUAUUGACGGCUCGUGUUCAUCCUGGGGAAACCCCAUCCUCAUGGAUCAUGCAAGGAAUUAUUGAUUACCUCACUAGUGAAGAACCAAAUGCCAAGACGCUGCGAGAAAAGUUUAUGUUCCGCAUCAUCCCCAUGCUGAAUCCAGAUGGAGUGAUAGUGGGAAAUCACCGCUGUUCCCUCUCAGGCAAAGAUCUGAACCGUCAAUACAAAACAGUGACUCGAGAUACAUUCCCUAUCAUUUGGCAUUUGAAGAAUCUCAUUCGGAGGCUUUGUGAUGAAACAAACAAUUACGGCGGCCAGCUGUUCCUUUACUGUGAUCUCCAUGGACAUUCCCGCAAGCAUAACAUCUUCAUGUAUGGUUGUGAGGGGAAAGGUGAAGGAGACCUAUCAGAGCAGAUUUUUCCCCUUCUCCUAUCCCAUUCUGCCCCUCAUAUGUUCUCAUUUGAGAGCUGCCGUUUCCAUAUUCGAAAGGAGAAGGAGGGAACAGGACGUGUGGUAACAUGGGCUAUGGGUGUGAAAAAUGCAUAUACACUUGAGGCAUCUCUUGGAGGAACAACUUUGAAGGGAAAGCCAGGAAGGCAUUUUUCAACUUGUGACUAUAAAGAAAUGGGGAAGCAUUUUUGUGAUGCAAUCCUUAUGCUUAUCAAUGAUGACCCAGCUAAGGAGAAGCUGCGAAGUCGCAUCCAGGCCAAGCUCACAGAAAGUGGGUCAUGUGCAGACUUCCCAACCCAGAUCUCAAUUGAAGACUUGCACAAGGAAAGUGAAGAAGACACAGAAUGUGGUGAAAGUGAGUCCGACAACCAUUUGUCAAUAAAGAAGAGAGCAAUGAAAAAUAAGAAGAAGAAGCAAGAAAUGAUAGAGAAGGAAGAGGCAUUGCAGGGUCUAACAGGCAUGGAGGCUUCAAAGAUGGAACAAAAAGAAGAGGAGAUUGUGAGAAAGAAGGGAACUAGUGAGGUUGGGGAGAAGAAGUCAGGGAAAAGAAAAAAGCCCAAAGGAAGGAAAUUGGCUCAUGUUGCAAUGGGGAGAUGUGUCCGCAUGGCAAAAAUAACUAACUUCCUUGCAUUGGAAGGUUCGAAGAAAAAAGGAUCCCGUCAUAUGCAUCGCAGAGUUGAAGAAAUCACUCUUGUGUCAGAGGUGGAUAGUGGAAGUAUUGAAAUGCCUUCAAUCCCCAACUUCAAUCUUCCCAAUGCCAAAGUGGAGGGUAAUAUCCUGAUGGCAUCUCCUUCAUAUCCCAAGUUGGAAGAACACUUCUCCCGAGUGUUGAUGAUGAGAGGGAGCUCUUUGCCAUCUUCUCCUCAGCAUCAUUUGUCACCAUCUCCUCCCAAGCUACACACUCAAGAGAGGGCAAUCCGUCGAUCAAUGAUAAUGGAUGCAAGGAAAUCAUCUCCAGAGCCUCAACAACCUCGUAUUCCAAUAGUGAAAGAGAGAGUAAAAAAGAAGGAAGAAAUGUUUGGUGCUGCUCAACUUCCUCUCGACUAUCUCCAAAUUGGAGGUUCUAGUUUUAUGUCAGGAAACUGCUCAUCUUCUACCCUGUCUCAACAACACAUUCGUCGAAAACGUGACUCAGCCUCUGCCAACAUCCAUUUUCGAGAUCCUUCAAACGAGCGGGAAUCCCCUUCCCGAGAGGAACUCCUACGUCGAAGAGGAAUUUCUCCCACUUUUCUUCGAAAUGUCCCAUCAACUCGGCUGGAAAGAUUAUCCACAGCACCAAUGCGACCUAUGAGCCCACUGUUUCCCCCAACUUCUCCGUGUCAGUUCCUCACCAUUCAGGAUGUCUUUCCUCAGGUGGUGACAAAGCACAUACAUCCCAAAGGAGGAAGUGAUUAUGUUCCAUUCAUUCAGCCAUGUCCCUCAACAAGUGGAGAAAUGCAGAGAAGAAAUCCUCAGAGGUACAGGCAGAAAGGAUCAAGACCAGCACCCUCAUCCAGUCAUACUCCAAGGAGUAGCAAGAAGACCAAAAAGAAGCGAAGCAAGUCCUCUGUAAAGAAGAAUGUUCUUCUUGGAAAGAAAAUCCCAUAGAGCAUUUUUGUGCAUAUGAUAUCAAUACCUAAGAGUCAAAACCUGCUCUCUCAAUUUUUGUUUUUUAAAUCAACCAUUCUGUCCAGGUUUGCCUCUCUAAAAAUGAAGCCAUUGAGGUGAAAGACUUGAGAAAAAAAAUUUCUUGAGUGAUUUGAGCCAUUUAACCAAUCAAUAAAGAUAGUUUUCUUUACCAACAUGGG
Molecule: messenger RNA, 3263 nt
Organism: Darwinula stevensoni
Lineage: Eukaryota; Metazoa; Arthropoda; Ostracoda; Podocopida; Darwinulidae
Source: the annotation of a GenBank genome assembly